Molecule: messenger RNA, 1216 nt
Organism: Saimiri boliviensis boliviensis (Bolivian squirrel monkey)
Lineage: Eukaryota; Metazoa; Chordata; Mammalia; Primates; Cebidae
Gene: APOE
Product: apolipoprotein E
Biological process (GO): acylglycerol homeostasis; phospholipid efflux; lipoprotein metabolic process
Cellular component (GO): high-density lipoprotein particle; low-density lipoprotein particle; chylomicron
Molecular function (GO): cholesterol transfer activity; phosphatidylcholine-sterol O-acyltransferase activator activity; phospholipid binding
Source: RefSeq, a predicted model, not a curated record
AGGGGGAGCCCUAUAAUUGGACGGGUCUGGGAGCCUCCAGUCCUACUCAGCCCCAGCGGAGGUGAAGGACGCGUUCCUCGGGAGCUGACUGGCCAAUCACAGGCGGGAAGAUGAAGGUUCUGUGGGCUGCGUUCCUGGUCGCAUUCCUGGCAGGAUGCCAGGGCAAGGUGGAGCAAGUGGUGGAGCCGGAGCUGGGGCCGGAGCCGGAGCUGCACCCGCAGGCCGACUGGCAGAGCGGCCAGCCCUGGGAGCUGGCGCUGGGUCGCUUCUGGGACUACCUGCGCUGGGUGCAGACACUGUCCGAGCAGGUGCAGGAGGAGCUGCUCAGCUCCCAGGUCACCCAGGAACUGACGGCGCUGAUGGACGAGACCAUGAAGGAGUUGAAGGCCUACAAGUCCGAGCUGGAGGAACAGCUGAGCCCGGUGGCGGAGGAGACGCGAGCCCGGCUGUCCAAGGAGCUGCAGGCGGCACAGGCCCGGCUGGGCGCGGACAUGGAGGACGUGCGCAGCCGCCUGGCGCAGUACCGCAGCGAGGUGCAGGCCAUGCUGGGCCAGAGCACCGACGAGCUGCGGGCGCGCCUCGCCUCCCACCUGCGCAAGCUGCGCAAGCGGCUCCUCCGCGACGUCGAUGACCUGCAGAAGCGUCUGGCCGUGUACCAGGCCGGGGCCCGCGAGGGCGCCGAGCGCGGCGUCAGCGCCAUCCGCGAGCGCCUGGGGCCCCUGGUGGAGCAGGGCCGCGCGCGGGCCGCCACCGUGGGCUCCUCCCUGGCCAGCCAGCCGCUGCAGGAGCGGGCCCAGGCCUGGGGCGAGCGGCUGCGCGCGCGGAUGGAGGAGGUGGGCAGCCGGACCCGCGACCGCCUGGACGAGGUGAAGGAGCAGGUGGAGGAGGUGCGCGCCAAGCUGGAGGAGCAGGCCCAGCAGAUGCGCCUGCAGGCCGAGGCCUUCCAGGCCCGCCUCAAGAGCUGGUUCGAGCCCCUGGUGGAAGACAUGCAGCGCCAGUGGGCCGGGCUGGUGGAGAAGGUGCAGGCCGCCGUGGGCGCCAGCGCCACCCCUGUGCCCAGCGACAAUCACUAAGCGCCCAGGCCUGCAGCCAGGGGGACCCCACUGCACCCCGUGCCUCCUGCCUCCGCUCAGCAUGCAGCGGGAGACCCUGCCCCCGACCCAGCCGUCCUCCUGGUGGGCCCCCGUUUAAUAAAGACUCACCAAGUUUCACCGCA